Gamsiella multidivaricata is the source of this 1054-nucleotide messenger RNA. RefSeq names its product P-loop containing nucleoside triphosphate hydrolase protein. The coding region runs from base 302 to 934 and encodes 210 amino acids. Gene Ontology annotation, molecular function: GTPase activity; GTP binding. The transcript is spliced from 4 exons. The record is from RefSeq and is a predicted model, not a curated record. Lineage: Eukaryota; Fungi; Mortierellomycota; Mortierellomycetes; Mortierellales; Mortierellaceae.
AGUGCAGUGGCAAACGAGCAAACCAUCGCUGCUCGAACCCUCUCCCCUCCCCCCCCACUUCUUGGAAACCAGUCACUCGGAACAAGUGGCCUGUGUGCGCGUGUCAGUCAGUGGGCAAACCAACCUUCUUGCAACCCCACCACGCCCAUUGCCAACCCCAUUCCUUGCUCCUCUUUCACUUUACACACCUCCACACCCCCAACUCGUGAACAUCACUCCCCAUUCCUCCUUUUCACCCUCUCAAACACUUAAUCAUACACUUCAAUCCCUCACCUGCACCCAUUCGACAUAGAAACUAGUCAUGUCCGACUCUCAUACUUCCUCCUCAGAGACUGUCGCCACACUCAAGUUGCUGCUCAUUGGAAGUAGUGGCACAGGAAAGAGCAGCCUGCUCACGCGCUUCGUCGAUGGAGUAUUUCUUGCCCCUGAUGAGGUCUCGGCGACGAUUGGUGUCGACUUUAAAGUAAAAGUUAUUGAUGUUGAGGGCAAGAAAUACAAGCUGACCAUCUGGGAUACUGCUGGACAGGAGCGCUUCAGGACCCUCACAUCUUCCUAUUACCGCGGAGCCCAGGGUGUCAUCUUAGUGUACGAUGUCAGCAACCGCGACUCGUUCAAUGACCUCCAGACCUGGUUCAAUGAGCUCGACACAUACUGCUCGAGCAAGGAGGUUGUCCGUAUGAUUGUCGGAAACAAAGUUGACAAGGAGUCGAGCAGAGAAGUCAGCAAGCAGGAAGGACAGGACUUGGCCCGAAAACUGCAGACGUUGUUUGUGGAGUGUAGCGCCAAGACAAAGUUGGGAGUUCAGCAGGCGUUUGACGAACUAGUCCAACAGAUCAUCGACACCCCGAGUCUUUGGCAAAAACAGGCGUCCUCCAAUGUCCGUCUCCAGUCCAAUGUAGAGGCGUCGCAGGAAUACUCGGGCUGCAGCUGUUAGAAGCACUACGUCUGCAAGAGAUUGUAUUCAAACGCGAAAUAAAAAACUGCAUUUGGUUAUGAGUAAGUGAUUCGCGCCGGUGAACGGUUAACCGCGAUGAACUUUUUUUGUGAUUUUUUC